AUGUCUCUUGGUCGUCGUGGCGAGAAGGUCGAGUUGAUGGCGGGUUGCAGUCACCUCUCCAUGGCAAGUUUCCAAAGCAGGGAAGAUGAGAACUACAAGACAAUUAUCUCUGCCAUUAAGAAGAUCCGAAAGUUGGCACUGAAAGAUACAGCACCCACUUCAUCUGGACUGCACGAAACGGCUCAAGAAAUUCAGAACCUCCAGGUCAUUCAGUCAUCCCAGGCCACGACUAUACAUGCCGUCCAGAAUACGGUCUUGAACCAACAGGAUUUCAGCUUGCAGAAUGCAGUUACGGCCACUCACAAUACAUCUGGUGCUCGUGAAUUAAGCUAUGGCUCAUCGCAAGGUACCAUGAUAGCGCUUAAUCAGUCUAGACCGACAACCGAAAUCUUCCACAAAGUCAGGCAAGAAGCCCAAAACCCCACCAGAGGCCCUCCACAUCCCGCAAAACUACCAUUGAACCCCGGAGAUGCGGCACCCAGACCAGCAGUCGUCCGCCAACUUAUCGGUAACGAGGGCAUGCUCUCCACUUCUAGCAAUAUUCACAGAACAAACCAGCAAAUGCAUUAUACAACCAUAAAUAGCAUGGCAAUCGGUUCAUCCCAACACAUCGCUCCGCAGCCUAGUUCAGGGACAUACAACUACCCUCCAGUCCCGCAUCCAUUCCCUACCAAUCAUCCUACGACCCUUACAGCUGGGGCAAUGCCUGUUCAACUGACAUCCCCACAGAAAGUGACAAAGCCGCCGAAGGCAUCCUCAGGCGAGCAACGCCCCAAACCUGCAAAGCUACCAGGGACGAACCCGAUGCCGCAACAGACCCGCCCCAAUAAGCUAUACUCCACCCCCCAAGAAGCCCGGGUUUUCAAGAGGAUUUUCUCGUCUAGCAAGCUAUCGGAACCUGCCCCUGCCACAGGAGGCCCUGGAGUAUACUCGGGACCACAAAUUGGUCCACACCAGCCGUUGAAGCCGUCCAAGCCAUCCAAACCUCCGUCCGAGCCAACCAGUUUGGGAGGCCCUGGAGUAUACUCGGGACCACAAGUCGGUCCACACCAGCCAUUGAAGCCGCCGAAGCAGUUGAAACCGUUGAAGCCGUUGAAACCCUUGAAGCCAUCUAAGCCUUCAUCCAAACCUCCGUCCGGGCCGACCAGCUGGGGAGGCCCGGGAGUACACUCGGGAUCACGAGGCCUUCCGCAACAGCCGUACAAGCCGUAUAAGCCGUCCAAGCCUCCGUCCAUGCCGACCAGCUUAGGGGGACCUGGAGUACACUCGGGAUCACGAGGUGGUCCAUACCAGCCGUACAAUCCUCUAUCACAUACGCACUUGUCACCGUAUGGCCCGCCGAGACCGGGACAAGGCCCAUUAAUACAUGGUCACAAUCCUAAUGACCACUUCGGGCCAGGGCAGCAUCAAAUUUGGGGCCACGGUGAUGGCUUUUAUUUUGCACUAGGUCAAACUUCUAGUCACAUUACUAGUAAUGAUCCAAUCGAGCCCACAGGUUUAGUCGAGCAUCCAGCCGAGCAUCCAGCCGAGCCUCCAGUUGAGCCCACAGGCCCAGUUGAGCCUACCGGUCCAGUUAAGCCUCCAGUUGAUCAUACAGGUCCAGUCGAGCAUACGGGUCCAGUCGAGCCUAUAGGCCCAAUCAAGCCUUCGGGUCCAGUUGAGCUGGUAAAUCCAGCUAGGCCAAGAGGUCUAGUUGAUCCUACACCUUCAGUCGAGCCUAUAGGUCCAAUCAAGCCAAUAGGUCCAGUCCAACAUACAGGUCCGGCUGAGCCUAUAGGACGAGGUUUUACUCAUGAUGAGAGUCAUGGCCAGGCCCGGAAGCUUGAUCACAGUGACGAUCAGGCUCGCCAGUCCCAGAAUCAAAGCAAUCGAAGUCGAAAUAUAGCCGCUGGCCUUGCAGGUUUAGCUAUAGGUGCGGGCGGUGCAGCUCUUAUGAUGGCUUCCAUGAGCCAAGGCAAAGAAAAUGACGAAAAAAACGUUAACGACGACAACAACUACGGAGGAGAUGACGACAGUGAUGAAGAUGAUAGUGAUAGUCAAGGAGAAGGGGGAGGUGACAGUGACAGUGACAGUGACAGUGGUGAUGAUGAUAGUGAUGGUCAGGAAGCAGUGGGAGGUUAUGGUGACAGUGAAGAGGGAGAUGGUGACAGUGAUGAAGAGGAUAGUGAAGAGGGAGGUGGUGACAGCUAUGAAGAUGGAGGUGAUGGCAGUGAUGAGGAUAGUGAAGAGGGAGGUGCUUACAGUGCUGAAGAUGGAGGUGACUACAGUGAUGAAGAGGCAGAUGGCGGAUGGUAG
Penicillium psychrosexuale is the source of this 2295-nucleotide messenger RNA. RefSeq lists its product as uncharacterized. The transcript has 4 exons. The coding region runs from base 1 to 2295 and encodes 764 amino acids. The record is from RefSeq and is a predicted model, not a curated record. Lineage: Eukaryota; Fungi; Ascomycota; Eurotiomycetes; Eurotiales; Aspergillaceae.